CGGAUCAUUCCAAUGUCCUUGUAGUGUUUACAAGGGGAAGGGGUUAACGCGUGAUUUCUUUUCUUUACAGUUAACCUGUCAUCGAUCAAUCCAAUAUUCACUGGCUAUGGCCACAGUCUAUCCUUCAACUUAGUCAAAUUUACUUACACAUUGAUGAUUGAGCUGCCAUAUUUUAUUGCCCUAACGGCCUAACCUAGUUGCUCUUACUCAACAGCUCAAGUCUCAUCAAAUUAAUUUUUUUCGUAAAUAUGGUGUGUGAAAAAUGUGAGAAGAAACUUGGAAAGGUGAUCACUCCGGAUGUUUGGAAAUCGGGAGCCCGAAACACAACUGAGAGUGGAGGAAGGAAAAUAAAUGAAAACAAGCUGCUGACUUCUAAAAAGAAUAGAUUUAACCCAACUACUACUCAAUUCAAGGAGUGCAGAAUAUGCCGCACCAAAGUGCAUCAGGUUGGAGGAAACUACUGCCAAGCAUGUGCCUAUAAGAAAGGCAUAUGCGCCAUGUGUGGCAAGAAGGUCCUCGACACUAAGAGCUAUUGCCAGUCAUCUGCCUGAGACGGAAAUUUCAUGCUCCUUUCUUCUUAUUAUUUGCUAAAGAUUCGAUCAUAUUGAAUUUAGAUACAUGUAGAUGCUCCGACCAAUGCAGGUUGCAUUGUUCUCCAAAAUGCUCGACUCGAGUGAGAACGCCACGCACAUCAAUUUUGGCUAUGUCUGACAUGCCUGUUUGGUCGAUUUAUUAUAAUAAAAUUAACCCUUUGUGUUGUUCAUCAUAAUCCAUUUGGUUAUCUAUGUAUACAGCUUAAAACGGAGUUCAAAAUCUUGAUCUUUUCUAAUUUCACGUUUUGAAUACCUACUCAGUAUCGAUUUGAGAAAAUAGCUAAGUAAUAAUGAAACCAGAAAUAUCAGACCUUAACAUUUUGUCAGGUAUAAAUGAAAAUCAUUUCAAAUGUUGCUUUUACUCACAAAGAUCGUAGUGUAUAGAGUGCUCCUUCGACAAUGUUUUGCCACGGGGCAGAAAUUUUAUUUCCUAUGAAUUACCUUUCAACAAUACUAAUUUUAUUAAUGACAUUUGCAAUAGAUAUUCAAAACGCGAUUAAAAGUUAAAUUGGCGAAAUAUA
Molecule: messenger RNA, 1114 nt
Organism: Hyalella azteca
Lineage: Eukaryota; Metazoa; Arthropoda; Malacostraca; Amphipoda; Hyalellidae
Product: cysteine-rich PDZ-binding protein
Exons: 3
Coding region: 249-551 (100 amino acids)
Biological process (GO): cytoplasmic microtubule organization
Cellular component (GO): dendrite
Molecular function (GO): microtubule binding; PDZ domain binding
Source: RefSeq, a predicted model, not a curated record